Messenger RNA from Pelobates fuscus (common spadefoot toad), 1668 nucleotides. It is a transcript of the gene L3HYPDH, whose product is annotated as trans-L-3-hydroxyproline dehydratase. The record is from RefSeq and is a predicted model, not a curated record. Gene Ontology annotation, molecular function: hydro-lyase activity. NCBI's taxonomy places the organism in Eukaryota, Metazoa, Chordata, Amphibia, Anura, Pelobatidae. The transcript has 5 exons. The coding region runs from base 152 to 1192 and encodes 346 amino acids.
ACAGUAUUCCAUCUCAGCGUUACAUACCGUCACAUACACACCGUAUUGCACAGAAUACACAGUAACCCGCCAGCAACAAACAUGGCGGCCGCGGCUUCUCGCUGAUGACGUAGUCAGCCUGCGCCGGUUGCCGUGCUCCCGGUAUCCAGGGAUGUCGGCUGUGAAGCUGCCGCCGCACGAUGGGCCGGUGCUGUCGGUGGUGGACAUGCACACGGGGGGCGAGCCGGUGCGGAUCGUGCUGAGCGGGGCCCCGGUGCCGGAGGGCGGUAGCCUGCUGGAGAGGAGGCGCUGGCUGCGGGACGAGGCGGACUGGCUGCGGCGGCUGCUCCUCCUGGAGCCCCGGGGACACCGCGACAUGUACGGCGUGCUGCCGGUACCGAGCGAGGAGCCCGGGGCCCACCUGGGGGCCAUCUUCAUGCACAACCAGGGCUACAGCACCAUGUGCGGGCACGCCGUCAUCGCCCUGGGCCGCUUCGCUGUGGAUUAUGGGAUAGUACAGAGGGCCCCUGAGGGCCCCGAGACCCCCGUGAGGAUCCACUGCCCCUGCGGGCCGGUCCAGGCCUAUGUGAGAACCAGCGGGGGCCGGAGCGGGGCCGUCCGGUUCCAUAGUGUGCCAGCAUUCACCCUGGCUACAGAUGUUUCUGUUGAAGUUCCUGGAUAUGGGAAGGUAGUAGUGGACAUUGCAUAUGGCGGUGCAUUUUAUGCGUUUGUUAGUGCAGAAAGAUUUGGUCUGGAUGUUUGCACUUCGAAGACCAGAGAUCUUGUAGAUGUGGCCGCGGCAGUGACAGCCUCUGUAAAAGAGCAGGUUAAACUGGCCCACCCUGAGAAUGACGAGCUGGCCUUUCUCUAUGGCACAAUACUGACUGAUGGCAAUGAUGGUUACAGUGAACAGCCGACAGCCAAUAUCUGUGUAUUUGCAGAUUCCCAGGUUGAUCGUAGCCCUACUGGUUCGGGAGUGACUGCUCGUAUUGCUUUACAAUACCACAAGGGUUUAAUACAGCUGGAUCAAACACGCUCUUUCAGAAGUGGCGCCACGGACUCCGUGUUCACCGGAAAAGCCGUUAAGGAAACCACGUGUGGCAAUUUAAAAGCUGUAAUUGUAGAAGUGUCUGGCCAGGCUUUCUAUACCGGUGCGUCAAGCUUUGUUCUUGAAAAUGAAGACACGCUAAAAAAUGGAUUUCUUCUAAAAUAACAUUUUUCUAUAGCAGAGCUCCAAAGAUGUUUUUCUUACUCCAACCCAUCUCCAUUUAAACAUUGCUUAUACGUUGGGUUGAUGAUAUUUUUAUCUGUAGUUAUCCGUUCUUUGCUUUAAAUAUACAAAUUUCAUAAAAUACAUGUAAUGUGCUUUACCUGUGUUCCCUCUUUAGGUUAGGCUUUUCUUUUUUAUAGAGUGCAUUUUAACCCAUACAGUGAUGGAAAAGCCAAGUGAAGAUCGCUUGUACAUUAAAGUCAUGCUGGCUGGUCUCUUGUGAUGAGCCAAAGACAUAGAUAUAUUGUUGUUUUUUUCCUUGUACUUAUUUAGGAGCUUUUUCUUGGGUUUUGUCUGAGGUACUGCAUUCGAAAUGGUUUUUAUAUUCCAUUUCUAAAUGUGUAUAAAAGUAUCCUGCUGGAAGUUUUGCAUAAAACAAUGGAGAACAUUAAUACUCAAAUAAAACUUUGGAAACUGUU